Molecule: messenger RNA, 498 nt
Organism: Aspergillus luchuensis
Lineage: Eukaryota; Fungi; Ascomycota; Eurotiomycetes; Eurotiales; Aspergillaceae
Gene: MGT1
Product: MGMT family protein
Exons: 1
Coding region: 1-498 (165 amino acids)
Biological process (GO): DNA repair
Molecular function (GO): methylated-DNA-[protein]-cysteine S-methyltransferase activity
Source: RefSeq, a predicted model, not a curated record
AUGGCUUUACCUCAAACGCAACACCAACCACAAGAACAACAACAGAAGGCUAUUACACAACCAACCCCGCAACCAACAACCACAGACAUCAAAACAAAAAUGAUCAAGAAAAUAACCACACAUCCCACCCUCCCCUCUCACCGCCGUAAAAUCUACCUUGCUUUGCUAUCCGUCCCCGCAGGCCGCUGGACUACCUAUGCUGCACUUGCCAAGCAUAUUGGUACUAGUCCUCGAGCAGUUGGGGCCGCGAUGCGUCUGAACCCCUUUGCACCGGAGGUACCCUGUCAUCGGGUGUUGGGAGGUAACGGGAAGCUGCUGGUGGGGUACAGCGGUGCUGAGGGGUCAGGAGGGGCAAAGAAGAAAGCGAAGGAUGGGGUCGGCAUGAAGAAGAGAAUGUUGGAGGAGGAAGGGGUUGAGUUUACUACGGAGGGGAUGGCGAGGGGGUUGUGCUUCGAGGAGUUUGGAAUGGGUUCGUUUGCUGUCAGUAAAGUGAUAUGA